Molecule: messenger RNA, 3894 nt
Organism: Zophobas morio
Lineage: Eukaryota; Metazoa; Arthropoda; Insecta; Coleoptera; Tenebrionidae
Product: zinc finger protein 62 homolog
Exons: 6
Coding region: 1-3894 (1297 amino acids)
Source: RefSeq, a predicted model, not a curated record
AUGUUGUGGUCGAUUGUCAAGGUCUCUCGCUGGCUGAUCGCCGAAUGCCGACCCUCUUGCUACUGGCAGCGGAGCACAUUAAGAAAAGGGCACAAAUCGGACAAAAAAAUAAUAGGGAAAAAUGACAGCACGCUGCUUUGGUUUCUGUUCUUCCCAGAAGCUCACGCGUCCAAGAAACUGCGUAAAAGAAUCCGGGGAAAAAGAUCAACAGACCGUCGAACGGAAGCUGAUCUAAAACGUUGUCCCCAUUGUCCCAAAGCUUUCUCCAACAACCGCAAGCUAAAGCGUCAUAUGAUCUCCCACAGCGACUUACGACCAUACUCAUGCGACAUAUGCUUCAAAAAAUUCAAACGAAAAUACGACAUCACCAUCCACAAAAGAGUCCACAACGGCCCCCUCUUCUUUGCAUGCGACUUGUGCGACAUGAAAUUAAAAUCAAAAGGUUCUCUACUAACCCACCGACGACGCCACCUUAAGGACUAUGUGCAAAUGUGCAAAAUCUGUGACAUCGGCUUCGUCACCAAUCAAGAAUACAACAACCACAUGGGCGCCAAACACGGUACCAGUUCUCAUAUUUGCGACGUUUGCGGUAGAGGGUGUUACGAUAAGGCAUCCCUUCAGAGCCACAUAGCAAAGCAUGAAAAGGGCUACGAAAAUAACAAGUUCAAGUGUGAGUUUUGCGACAAGACGUUUUUGCAAGAGAAGUACUUAAAGCAUCACUUUCGACGCAUACAUAAGGAUGGAGGGCAGAAAUUUAUUUGCGAUUUGUGUGGGAAAAAAGUGAAUUCGAAGACUAGUUUACGAGAUCACUUGAUCAUGCAUUCGGGUUCAAAACCUAUAGAGUGUAAGGAGUGUGGGAAGGGGUUUGCUUUAAAGACAACGUUGAAGGCGCAUAUGAGGAUCCAUACAGGAGAUCGUCCGUAUGUCUGCAAAGAGUGUGGGAAGGCGUUUACCCAGAAAACCGCUUUGACCAUUCAUACGAGGUACCACAGUGGAGAAAGGCCCUACGUUUGUGACAUUUGUUUAGCUGGAUUUGGCAUUUCGCUACCAAAGGGAAUUAUUCUAAAGAAAGUAGAACAUUCUAGACCAACUAAAAAUAAUGUCCGGGUGGUACUAAAUCCCAAAAAUUACGUUCCUGAAGCAAGAAUAGCUCUGAAGAAACCUCAUUCAACCACGACCAAAAUUAAAAACAAACAGUACAUUUGCACUAAAUGUAACAAUCUGUUUUCAACUUUUCUACAAUUAACCCUCCAUGAUGUUACAUGCGUAAAGGAAAAGUAUCCCCAUGUUUGCAAAUACUGUGAUAAAGUCUUUACAUAUUGGAAUAGUUUGAAAGUGCAUUUAGCGCGUCACGAAAAUCAGGAAUAUUGUUGCGAAAAAUGUGGCCGAGUUUUCAGCAACCCGGAAACAAAAGAGAUCCACUCGAGUACAGCACAUACACCAUAUUUCGACGAAAGUUCCAGCGGAGGGUUUCAGUGCAAAUCAUGCGAUGUCAAAACCCAAAAUAAAGCCACAAUGAUUAAUCACGUCAAUUCCACCCAUCAAGUUAUCACUGCCAGUUUAUGUGACAUAUGCGGCAAAUGUUUUAGUAAUCAUAACAAGUUGCUGCGACACAGAAAAGUGCAUAACGACGAAACGCCUUUUGGGUGUCGACAGUGUUUGAAGCGUUUUAAAAACAAAAGUUCUUUGACGACUCAUGUUCUGAGUGUUCACGAAAAACGAAUUUUCAUCUGUGAACAGUGUGGACGAAGUUUUAAAAAGAAAUUUAGUUUGGAAUCUCACCAUAAAGAACAUGCAGGCGACUACGCUUUUCAGUGUCAUAUUUGUGACAAGAAGUUUGGAAACAUCUUUGUUAAAGAAACUAAUUUGUGGCCCGUCUAUUUCCAUAACUCCGAUUGGAAACCGGCUCAAGACCAAGAGUUAAUCGUAGAAAUGGUGGAUUCAAGUGCAGACAUUAAAUUGGAGCCUCAGUCUCCCACUAGUACGAAACCGCCAUCCACUGAAGCUGUACAUUGUGAUGCUUGUGAUGAAACAUACCCUAACAGCGUCGCUUUCGCUUUACAUUCGAUUGUACACAACUCCGACAAUAAGUAUUCUUGUCAUUUUUGUAACUAUCGGAAUGCUUCCAAGUACCACAUCGAAAUGCACAUUAAAGCUCAUGAAGGUACCACCAAGUACAAAUGCGAGAUUUGUCAAAAAGCUUUUACUGUUAGUACUCAUGCUAUCGAACACAAGUACUUCCAUACUGGCGAGAAACCCUUCAAGUGCGAAAUAUGCGGAAAACACUUCAUGUUCUCUUGGUUUCUGACAUCACAUCGUCGCACCCAACACUGGGAAAUAAUGACUGGUACUCCGUUGGUUAAGUACGACUGUACUAUCUGCAACAAACAUUAUACUUCCUCAACUGGGCUAAGAAGGCACAAUAUGAGCAAGCACAAUGAUAGCGGAGUAGACUUUUCGGUACUCUGUGACAUCUGCGGCAAAUGCUUGUCUAGCAAAGAAAAACUGAAGUUCCAUAGGAGAACCCACACUGGUUAUAAACCUUUCGGUUGUGUAAUCUGUGGCAAGAGUUUUUCACGCAAGGAGCAACUGAAGGAACACGAGAGGGUACAUACCGGUGAAAAACCCUUCAUUUGCAAAUUUUGUGGAAAAGGGUUCACACAGAGAUCGCCUUUAAGAAUUCACGAACGAACUCAUACAGGGGAACGUCCAUAUAUUUGUAGAAUUUGCGGGAAAGGGAUAUAUAAAACGGAACCAUACGGUUGUCAAGAAAUCACAGUGAUUACUAUUGACGGUGACAAUGAAGUGCUUGUCAGCAUCCCUACGGAGGACCUUACCACUGUUAAACCCAAGCCAACUAAAGCCAAACCUAAACACACCACGAAACAAACUAUUUUAGAACCUGUCACCACUGGAACAACCGAGCCAUCGUCUUCUGACAAAGUUCCAGGAAUAAAGAAACGCGACCGAGUCGUAUGCCACGAGUGCGGUAUUUUAGUAACUUGGGACUACUUAUCCACCCACAUGUACGAGAUGCACUACUACAUGUCAGACCUCGAAUCACCCAGCGUUCUUUGUUCGGAAUGUGGUACCCUUUGCAAGAACAAACGUGCUCAUGCCAACCACGUAAGAAUACAUUCAUUCUACUGUACCCAGUGUCCUUCCGUUUUCAAAUCAGAGAACGAUUUAGUCAAACAUUCACUCGUACACACCAAAAAGCAGUACGAAUGUAAUAAAUGCGACUUGAGCUUUGAUGACUGUUACGUUUUCAUUCUCCACAAUGAAAGUCAUGAUGCUUCUGGUAACUUCAGUUGUGUGAAGUGUAACUACGUUACUGGUAGCUGUUCAUCAAUGAAGAGACACUUGCAGCAACAUGGGGGGCGUACUGUUCACACUUGCGAUAUAUGCAGCAGGAAGUUCUUCGGAAAGACGAGGUUUGAUGCUCACAUGGAGUUGCAUGCGGGGAUUCCGAAGUAUAGUUGUGAGUACUGUCCGAAGAAAUUCUCUACGAAGAAUUACUUGAAGGUGCACCGAGAGUUGAACCACCAUAAAGAAUUGUAUGGGUAUGAAAUGAGCUAUUCCUGUCGCGAGUGUGGGAGGAAAUUUAAGUUCGAAACGAGUUUGAAGAGGCAUUUGAGUACUAUACAUAAAAUUGGAGAAGAUAGGACUGUAACGUGUAAGAUUUGUUAUAAGAAGAUUGCGAAUAAUUAUAAUUUGAGAGUUCAUAUGAGGUUGCAUACAGGAGAAAAGACGAAUAUGUGUGAAAGUUGUGGAAAGGCUUAUUCUACGUAUAAGUCGUAUAAGAAACAUGUUUUGAAGCACCACCCAAACGUGGAGCCUGUGCCCAAAACUCAGCCAAAGAGUUUACAAUUAGGAAAAGGAGUAACAUGUUAA